AUGCUCAUUCCUAAGCAUUGUACUAAGCAUUGUUCUGAUCAUGACCAAAGUGUAUUGGACUCCACCACUAUUGGAACUGAAGAAGCCAAACCGACAUUCAAACAAGUAGAUAGUCAUAAUUGUAAUAGAGCCUUACUCUUUACUACUAUGAACGGCACCUCUGCUUUAGAUUGUGCAAUUGACUUAUUCCAAUCCUUUGUCUAUGCAAAUCCGAUAGAUGGACUUCAUGAAGUCCAUUGUUCACCAACUCCUGAACUAGCUAGACUUGAACAUAGCAUUGGAGAUCCUAUCAACCCGGAUCGCACCAGUGCAACUCAAGUCGCACCGCCAGAGCUUGAGAUCUAUCAGUCUCACAAGCAACCCUCAACUCAAUUUGAGCUGGUGUCGUAUCAAUCUCACAAGCAAUCCUCAACCCAAGAGGCACGCUUUGAUGAUGAUACUCGAAAGCCUGACGGGAGAAAUGGUCCACCACCUUGCAACAGCUUUGAGCACGGAUUACAACCAACUGAGGUUGAACUGAAGAACCCAAGCUCAGCGGUGAAGUCUUGUGAACGUGAUUGGGAACGCCUCCGCAGCUACUUUGCAUGGUUGCCCAAGCUAGUCAUCCAGAAGAACUCGGAACACUACUUGGAAGACUCAACUCAACUAGCUACGAUAACUACUAUAGAUAUUACAGUAUUGGCGCCUUCCAACUUUGUAUCUACUUCUAGAACUAGCCACCAAAUCCGAGCCCGGCAAUGCCGCAGCUUCCUACUUGCUGGAAAGCACAGAUGCAGCACACGCCAUGACACUGAAUCGCCAAGCUACAAUGAUAGUAUCAUUGAGCGGUCCCCAGGCCUAUUCCACCAAUCUGCUUGUAGCGGAGCUAACCAAAGUCUUUGCUUUGAUGGCACAACUACAAUAAGCUCAAGCAACAAUACAGUCACACAUGGGCUCACUACGACUACAAUCAAUGGUAUAGAUCUUUGUCACUGUACAUUGGCAGUGAGCGACUUCCUCCAUUGGACAUACAUUGAUGACUGGACAACUUUGUCAAUUGGAUGGAAGCAAUUUGAACAAAGUCUACUAGCUAAGACUGAAAUGGUAAACAUUAUCCACUUGGCAACUUGUCUAUGUACCAACGCUUUCUACAUGAAGCAAUUGACCACUUCAACUGAAGACCAAAUGAAUUCUGACCACAUUGUUGCUCAGAUUAAUGGGGAGCAGACAACUGGUCUGCAACCAUUGCUCAAAGGCAAUGAGCCACUCCUUGAUGCCUUGCCUCAGCAUAUAACUAAACAUUACAAGACGACAUUGUACCAACUACACAUAUGGCAUACCUUGUUGCCAUUACAUCAUGUGAACAAAGUUUUUCACCUGAAAAGGUUUUCUUUGCCUCAUAUUGAUGGACCCAAGACUACUGAGACUGUUGCCAACAGCUCACCAAGACCUAAUACAAGCGACAUGUUGUACUGUCGUUCCACGGUGUAA
Cylindrotheca closterium is the source of this 1470-nucleotide messenger RNA. NCBI's taxonomy places the organism in Eukaryota, Bacillariophyta, Bacillariophyceae, Bacillariales, Bacillariaceae. The record is from the annotation of a GenBank genome assembly.